GUGUGUUUAAUAUAUUACAAAACUGAAUUUUUAGUCUCCUCGUUUUGCAAGAUCAUUUUGAAUUUAUUCAUUUCUCACACAAAUAAUUCAAAACACAGAGGUCUGCAUUAUUAUCGAGUGUUGAAUUCACAUUGUGCUUGGGAGGAUGUGGCAUAUGAAAAGAUGGCUAAAAUAAGACACUGACCGCAGUCACUCAUUGUUCCUAUUCCUCAGAUGCUUUCCUUUUUUCAUAAAAAUACAUAUUUCCAUGAAAGCAACAUUGGAAAACCAUGUUAUCUUUAGACGUUUGUUUGUCCCAAGUAAAACAAUUCUUUGAAUACAAUUUCAAUAGGACCUCAUUCCUCUGAUGUUUUUAAAUUUGGUUUUAUGUAACAUACACAGGACAUAAGCAUGUUUAUUAAAACACUGUCAAGGCUUAAAAACAAAAUGCUUUGCUCUCCUCAAGGUGGGAGUAAAGAUAAGUACCUGCCAGUGUACAGAGAGAGGACACUUUAGUUCAUAACCAAAACAUACAGGGGGUAGGAGGGGAAUCGGAAUAUUUAUCAAGCUCUGAAUCAGAUCUCCACAUCAUGGCCUCUGUAUUUAAAAUUAUGGGAUAUCCUUACCAUUUAAAUUGUAAGUACAAAGCCCAGAGUCAAUAGAAAUGAUUUUUGUAUUAGCUACACUGCUAUUGGGAAACCCUGGUGGCAUAGUGGUUAACUGCCAUGGCUGCUAACCAAGGAGUCGGCAGUUCAAAUCCACCAGGCCCUCCUUGGAAACUCUGUGGGGCAGUUCUACUCUGUCUUACAGGGUCGCUAUGAGUCAGAAUCGACUUCAAUGGCACUGGGUUACACUGCUAUUCAGUUAAGUUCUCACGAUUACUCCUUGUAUAUCAUCUUUCCAAGUUAAAUGCCAGAAUUAGUCUGUUAGAACAGAAUUUGUCAUUACAUAGUUUCUCUCUACGUGUACUGUAAUUAUUAUAAAGACUAUCAAAUGGUCCUUAUUCUGUACUCCAGGUAAGAAUUUUAAUACAUCAGUUUCUUAAAUAGGACCACAUCUAUUAAUGAGAAAAUGAGGAAUAGCUUAUAUUUUGGGGGCAAAAGGAGGUUUAUAUGAGUACACCAAACCAAGUUUAGUUUAUAUCUUUAAACAAUUUUAUUUUUCUUUAAGAUUUUUUAUUACAUAAUUUUCCUAUAUCACAGAUGAAACCAGUAAUACAGUUACCCUGAUGGCCCAUAAAAUGGCCAUUCUGUAUCUCAAGAAAAGGUUGCAGUUUCUAAAAUGGCCUGCACCAUGCAGAUUGCCAAGAAAAUGCUGCAUAGCUUGAAUUAUUUAAAAAACAUUAUUUUUUAUUGCAUUGGGAGAAAUCUAACCAAACUUAGUUUAAAUCUUUAGAUAACCUUAUUUUCAUUUAAAAAUAUUUCAUGCAUUUAACAUACAAAGUCACAAGUUUACGUGUUUUGUUUUAAACUUUUAAAAUUCAGGAUGAAGACACUGUUUGAAGAGAUCAAAGCAUCAAUUAAAAAUAACUAUAACCAAGAUCGUUCAUUUUGGAGGCCUGUUCUUCCUUGGGGAGGUGUUUUUACUAUCAAAGCUGGCCGCAAAGCAGUAUCCUGUACCCCACUCUAUGUUGAAAUAAGACUGAAAAAUACCUGCACCAUAGACGGAUUCUUGAUGUUACUAUAUGUCAUCCUUAAUGAAAAUGAAAAUUUCCCCAGGGAACUCUCUCUUCAUUUAGGUAGAGAGUUUAUAGACUGUUUUCUUUACUUAAUGGACACCUACAGUUUUACAACUGUGAAGCUACUUUGGAUUUGGGACAAGAUGGAAAAACAGCAAUACAAAUCUGAAGUUCAUAAAGCUUCAUUAAUAAUUGAUUUGUUUGGGAAUGAGCAUGAUAAUUUUACAAGAAAUCUUGAAAAUCUCAUGUCUACCAUUCAAGAGAGUUACUGCUCGAACUGGCGAUGCCCAACUCGACUGCGGGAAGAUCAGCAGCGCAUAAUUAUUAUAAAUCCUCCCCAAGAAAUUCCACAUGGAAACUUGAUACGACUGGCUGUGGAUGAGUUAUUCUGUUCCAAGAUUGAACUGUGUGAAGAGCGUGGGUGUGGUGGCUUAAGAGAAUUUUCCCAACGAAUUUUCUGCCAUGGGGCACCCCCUUUUGUUGUCUUAAAUAUGCAGCAUUGGAAAUGUGAAGAUCUGGCAUAUGUACCGUAUUACUUGGAUUUAUCUGACCACAAGUAUUUGUUGGAAGGCGCCACGUUAUUUAACAAAGAGGAGCAUCAUUAUUCUGCCGCUUUCCAGAUUGAUGGACAUUGGAUGCACUAUGAUGGCCUCAGAAAUGUGAAUUUAAUUUUGUUAAAUAAACCCCCAGAGUUUCUCCUCUUGUCAUCAUUGGUUUAUAUUCGAGCAACAGAGAAAUAAAUAUAGACCGAUGCUAAAUUACAUUGUUUCCCUACUGCCCAUGCUCCCCAGAUUAAGGGCUUCUUUUGUGUAUACUUGGUAUCCAAGGAAAUAGUUCAACUAUACUAGUUUCAGAAGAGUAUGACCCAGUGUUUAGCCCCAGGUAAAUGUUUUCUAUAGAAGAUCUAUGCAAAAUAUUUGUAUUUUUUUAUAUUUCCUGGGUUAUUUUCAUACAAGCAUAUUUUAUGUUGAAAUAAAAUGUAUCUUUUAGCCUUUGUAGUUUUUAUUUAUAUGUACUUCAACAGUUUGGGGGUUCUUCGGCAACGGUUUUUAUAAUUUUGUUCUUGAAUCCGAAAUACUUUGUCCUUUGAAUUCUAAAUUUUCUUUUUUGGAUAUCUAAAUAAAAGCUGGGUAGAAGUCAAUAUUUCAGUUUAUGUGAAUUUAACAGUUCCAAAUACAUCUAUUUCUUCGUCCUACCUCGCUGUAAUCCAAAGUGCACUGUUGGAUCUGGUAUGGAUUUGAAUGUACAACCUACAGAUGGGUUAAUUGAUUUUACCCAUUGAUUUACCUGUUUUGCAUAGAGCAAUGUUUAAAAGUAUAUAGGUGAGAGUGUUUUUUCUGGGCUUGAACUAUUUAUUUAUAAUGGAAAAUUACUUCAACCACUUGCUCUAAAGCAUUAUAAACCUGCCAAGAGAUUUUAAGUGUUAUCUAAGCUUCCAGGCUUAAUUAAAGUUAUUGUUACAAAUUAAUUCUUUUAACUAUCCUAAACUUUUAUCUCAUAACUAGAUCUAAUGGAAAUUGUCUUAAAAUACAUUUUACAGAUAAGUCAACCAUAAAAAGUAUUAAGCAACUGGAUAUUUACUAAUGUUGGACUAACAAUAGAAAUGUAAUUUAUACAUUGAAGAGGAAAAUGAAUGCCUGGGAAUAUCUCUCUUCCUUGUAAAUUUUAUAUUGGCAGAAAAAAAAAUACUUAAAUUUUUGGGGUGACAUCUGCGGGUAGCAUGAGGCUUUGAUUUGCAAUAUAAGUCACUGACUUUUAUACUGAUGAGAAUAUUAUGUCUCUUUAUAAAGACCCUAAGAUCUCUCUUCCUUUCAAAGGAAAAAAAGAGUCUCAAGGGAGAAUACUUUUUGAAAUUUAUCAGCCUCUAUUUUAGUGUUUACAUUUUUAGAAAAGACUCUGCCUUAGGUUUUGCGUUAAGCACAGUAUAUUUGGAGACUUUUAUGUGACAACACACUUCACUGCCACAUACCAAAUUGCAAGGUUUAAUUCAGUAAAUUAAAUCUUCCAUUAGUUUGGUGCCACAUUAACAUAACUUACCAAACAAUGGGAACGAUAAAUGUGGAUAUUUGUAUCACUUUGAGAAAAUGCUAUGAAAAUUCCUUUUUUACACAAAAUAAAAAAUAGUGAUUUAUUUUACAAAGGAAUUUGCCACAGAAUUUAUUUAAAUAGUGUCUCAAGUAUAUUCAAAUAGGAUUUGAUUUAUAGUGAACUUUUCCAUGGACACGUUAUUGCAUGAAUCAAAGUAUACAAAAACACAAAUAUUAAAAUAUACAUGAAUGGUGUCAUUACCAAAGUUAUUCUUCAUGCAGAUUUAUUCUUUUAGCAAUUGCACUUUAUCUGAAAUAAUACUGCUUUAUUACAGAACGAUUUACCUACCUCACAGGGUUGUUGUGAGGAUUAAUGAUAUUUGUUAAAAUCUUGAUCACCUUGACAUAUGCUAAUAAAAAAACAUUUUUUCUAUGUCUUUCAUGUACAGGCGAGUCUCCCAGAUUCUCUCUUACCAAUGGACUUUUCAUAUUUUUUUAAAACUGUUUAGGCAGUAGCUCAUAUUAAUAAUGGAUUCCAAAACUCAGAUAUAUAUAGAUGGAAGUAAUUCUUAAAGUACCUUCUGCUUUUGCUUCUAGAGUGCAGAGAACAGAUUUUUAAAGUGCUCUCCAAAGGAUGAACAUCAUGAAAUAUUCGUAGCAGAUACUUACUAGCAAUGUAUUACAUUAGACUAAACACAUUUUAAUGAAGCAGUCAUAUAUAAUUUACCUCUUGGUUUCUCAGCCCAUGGCCAUAAGGCAAGUGAUUAAUUGAAAUUUUACAAGAAAAUAGGAAGGAUUGGAACCAUUUUGUCUCACUUUAUUUGUACUUCAGUCUCAUUUUGUUUACCUUCAGGUCCCCUACAUGUGUUUAUAGUCCCUGGGAGUACUUAUCUCUGGUAAAUUAGCCUAAAAAUAGAAAUUUCGACAAAUGUAUUCCAAACCUAAUUUGCUUACCAAUUAGAGGAGGUAUACUAGAAUUAGAGGUAUAUACUAGAAAAUAUUUCCAUCGUACCUUCGAACUAAUAUCUGUUGGCAUUUAGUUUGCUCCUUCCAACAGGAUUUACUCAGGAAUUCUCAACCUUGGUAUUACUGCUAUUUUGGACUGUAUAAUUUUUUAUGACAAGCAGGGGUGGGCAGGAGACCUAUACAUUGUUUAGCAGCAUCCUGAGUCUUGACAACCAAAAAUGUCUCCAGAUGUCUCUAUUGAGGGCAAAAUUGUCCGGGUUGAGAACCACUGGAUUAGCUUGAGAAAUACUGUUAAUCACUAGUAGUAAAUAAUACACAAAACUUCAUUUUAAUCAUAUAAAUUACUUCCCAUACACACAUUUCCUAAACCAUCUGCCUUACUAAUAUAAUCCGAGAAGUUUGUGAAUUAAAUUUGAUACUUAAAUAAAGACAAUUUAUGGUAUGUAAGAUUAGUGUUCCUUUUGAUAUCCCUAGUGCCAGGAAUAUGUAUUGUACCACAGUAAUGGAUAAUAAUGGAUCUGCCCUCAAUGCCCAUGGAUGCAGCAGUCAAAAAAUCAAAUGACAUAUUGCAUUGGGCAAAUCUAUUCCAAAAGACCUCUUUAAAGUGUUAAAAACUGAACAUGUUUUAUUCAACAUUGUGCUAGAGGUCCUAGCCAGAGCGAUUAGGCUAGACAAAGAAAUAAAGGGCAUCUGGCUUGGCAAGGAAGAAGUAAAAUCAUCUCUAUUUGCCGAUGACAUGAUCUUAUACACAGAAAACCCUAAGGAAUCCUCCAGAAAACUACUGAAACUAAUAAAAGAUUUUGGCAGAGUCUCUUAAGUUAUAAGAUAAACACACAAAAAUCAUUUGGAUUCCUCUACAUCAACAAAAAGAACGUCGAAGAGGAAAUCACCAAAUCAAUACCAUUCACAGUAGCCCCCAAGAAGACAAAAUACUUGGGAAUAAAUCUUACGAAAAAUGUGAAAGACCUAUACAAAGAAAACUACAAAGUACUACUGCAAGAAACUAAAAAAGACCUACUUAAGUGGAAAAACAUACCUUGCUCAUGGAUAGGAAGACUUAACAUAGUAAAAAUGCCUGUUCUACCAAAAGCCAUCUCUACGUACAAUGCACUUCCGAACCAAAUUCCAAUGACAUUUUUUUAAUGUGAUGGAGAAACAAAUCAACAACUUCAUAUGGAAGGGAAAGAAGUCCCAGAUAAGUAAAGCAUUACUGAAAAAGAAGAAGAAAGCGGGAGGCCUCCUCUACCUGAUUUUAGAACAUAUUAUACAGCCACAGCAGUCAAAACAGCCUGGUACUGGUACAACAACAGGCACAUAGACCAGUGGAACAGAAUUGAGAACCCAGAUAUAAAUCCAUCCACAUAUGAGCAGCUGAUAUUUGACAAAGGCCCGGUGUCAGUUAAUUGGGGAAAAAAUAGCCUUUUUAACAAAUGGUGCUGGCAUAACUGGAUAUCCAUUUGCAAAAAAAUGAAACAGGACCCAUACCUCACACCAUGCACAAAAAUUAACUCCAAGUGGAUCAAAGACCUGAACAUAAAGACUAAAACGAUAAAGAUCAUGGAAGAAAAAAUAGGGACAAAGUUAGGAGCCCUAAUACAAGGCAUUAACAGAAUACAAAACAUUACCAAAAAUGAUGAAGAGAAGCCUGAUAACUGGGAGCUCCUAAAAAUCAAACACCUAUGCUCAUCUAAAGACUUCACCAAAAGAGUAAAAAGACCACCAACAGACUGGGAAAGAAUUUUCAGCUACGACAUCUCUGACCAGCGCCUGAUCUCUAAAAUCUAUAUGAUUCUGUUAAAACUCAACCACAAAAAGACAAACAACUCAAUCAAAAAGUGGGCAAAGGAUAUGAACAUGCACUUCACUAAAGAAGAUAUUCAGGCAGCUAAUAGAUACAUGAGAAAAUGCUCUCGAUCAUUAGCCAUUAGAGAAAUGCAAAUUAAAACUACGAUGAGAUUCCAUCUCACUCCAACAAGGCUGGCAUUAAUCCAAAAAACACAAUAAAUGUUGGAGAGGCUGCGGAGAGAUUGGAACUCUUAUACACUGCUGGUGGGAAUGUAAAAUGGUACAACCACUUUGGAAAUCUAUCUGGCAUUUUUUAAAAGAACUACCAUACAACGUAGAAAUCCCACUCCUCGGAAUAUACUCUAGAAAAAUAAGAGCCUUUACAUGAACAGAUAUAUGCACACCCAUGUUUAUUGCAGCACUGUUUACAAUAGCAAAAAGAUGGAAGCAACCAAGGUGUCCAUCAACGGAUGAAUGGUUAAAUAAAUUAUGGUAUAUUCACACAAUGGAGUACUACGCAUCCAUAAAGAACAGUAAGGAAUCUGUGAAACAUUUCAUAACAUGGAGGAAUCUGGAAGGCAUUAUGCUGAGUGAAAUUAGCCAGAUGCAGGACAAAUAUUGUAUAAGACCACUAUUAUAAGAUCUUGAGAAAUAGUAUAAACUGAG
This is a messenger RNA of Loxodonta africana (African savanna elephant), 7101 nucleotides long. RefSeq names its product chromosome 10 C14orf28 homolog (gene DORIP1). The record is from RefSeq and is a predicted model, not a curated record. The transcript has 4 exons. The coding region runs from base 1465 to 2397 and encodes 310 amino acids. NCBI's taxonomy places the organism in Eukaryota, Metazoa, Chordata, Mammalia, Proboscidea, Elephantidae.